Molecule: messenger RNA, 411 nt
Organism: Aaosphaeria arxii CBS 175.79
Lineage: Eukaryota; Fungi; Ascomycota; Dothideomycetes; Pleosporales
Exons: 4
Coding region: 1-411 (136 amino acids)
Molecular function (GO): carbon-sulfur lyase activity
Source: RefSeq, a predicted model, not a curated record
AUGGCUCAAGAAGGCGGUUGCUUCUGCGCAAACAUUCGAUACACCAUCGAAGGACAGCCCCACGUUCAGGCUCUUUGCCACUGCCUUGACUGCCGAAAGAUUGGCGGAGGUACCUACAGUGUCAAUGCUAUAUACGCAGAAAGCGGCCUCAAGGUCACCAAGGGCACGCCCAAGACGUUUAGUGUCAAGGCAGACAGCGGGAAUGUGAUCGACAACCAUUUCUGCGGUGAUUGCGGAUCCACCUUGUGGCGUGGUGGUGCAUCCUUCCCAGGCCUCGUAGUCCUUAAAGUCGGAACUCUCGACGAUGCUGACGCGAUCAACAACUACAAGGCGGGCGCAGAGCUCUUCACCCGCAGCCGCGCACCUUGGAUUCAUGCCGUUGAGGGUGCCGCACAGAAGGAGACCAAGUAA